GCAAUAACAACAAAGAUACUCUUCAGCCGUGUUUCAAAUCAGUCUGUUCAAAUAGUAUUGCCACAGGUAGUGGCCAAACGAACGUUUUUCGUUUGUGGGCGUGUCACUCAGUUGUGAUUCUCCUACGCGACACAUAUCAAAGCCACACUUAUUAUUUUCUUGUUUCUUUUUUUUUUCUUCGAAGUUGUACUCGGAAGCUAUUUUUGUUUUCUCAAAGAAAGUCAACGCUUUAGAGCGUGCAACACCGCAAAGUCAGCGUGAUGUCAUCGUUGCAAAAUGCGCCGAGUCUGAGUCCGACGACGAGGAAAGGCUUUUCGUACAGCGUUGUGGAGGACGAUGACGACUAUAUCGGUCCUGUCGAGACAGUGAAGGAGAUGCAGCCGCCCCCACGCUCUACCAGUAAACCCAAGAAAAGGACAAAAGACCGCAGCGCAAAAGAAGCAAAGAAGAAGAAAGACCCUGUCCCAUCUUCCGGCGACGAUGAGCCGGUGUACAUCUCGUCAUCGGUGAAGGAGAGCUCCGGUACCAGGAAAGAGGCUCUGGAUCCCAACACCACUGAGGAGGGCUACGCUGAUGAUUUUGAGGAUUCAGUGGAUAGCGCAGACUCCAUUCCUCCGGUAGAGUCUCCCCUGCCGGCGCGAGCUCUCCCACCGGCGCCUACAAGCUCAAAAGCGCUCAUGGCCGAUGUCGUGGCGGAGGAGAAGCGGCUGUAUGCAACCGUGGAAGAGCAGCUACGACUGGAAAAGGAAGAAGUUGCUAGCAGGAUUGCAAAGUGGGAAGCGGAUCAGGCUCAGCGCGCAAACGAAAUGCGUCGUCGCGAAGAGGAGUUGAAGCGGCAAUUGUUAUCGCAGCAGCAGCGGGAGGAGGAGAUGAAGCAGAGACUCAGCGCACUGGUCGAAGAGAAAGUUUCAGAGAGGGUGGCGGCAGCAGCCGUAGCAAGGGAGGCAGCCGCGCCGAAACCUGCGAAACGAGUAGAUCCAGUGACCGCGGAGGGCGAAGAGGAGGAAGUGUUGGACGACGGCGUUGCGGCUGCGGCGGAAGGCGCGGGUGUUGCAAAAACGGAGCUACAACGCCGACGCCGUCGCGAGCACGAGCGUGCCAUCGGUUUGCGCCGCGCCGAAGAGGAAGAGGCGGCACACUCCCUCUUCCAACGUCUUGCACAGGACGUCCGCGAAGUGUUUCACGAGCUGAACCUAUCUGUCGUCGCGGCAGAGAAGGAGCGUCUCAUCAAGGAUGAGCGGUACCGGCGCGAGCGCGAGCUUAAAGACCGCCGCGAAGAGAUGUCGCGAGCGGAGAAGCUGGAGAAGGAACUCAAGGAAAGGGAAGAGCGCGAGGCGAAGUAUUGGGUCACGGCGGAGCAGCGCGAUGAGAAGUUCCGCGCUGUUCUCGAAGAACGGCUGAACAAAGACGAGGAGGAGCGCGAGGCCCGGCUAAAGCGAGACCUCGAAGACCGCGCGACGCGGUUGCGCAACGAGCGGGAGCUUCGAGACGAGAUGGACAAAAUGGAGAAGGAGCGACGAUCCAACGCGGAGGCUGAGACACGCAGACACGACAACGUGAUUCUUGAAGCACAGCUAGGGGAGAUGAAGGCGCAGUAUCGCGCUCAGAUCGAGGAGGUGCGGCGGCAGAUGGAGGCCGACAGUGCCCGCAAGGAGGAGCUGCAGAAGGCCGAGCUGGCAAUGAUGGCGAAGCGUCACGAAGCGGCACUGGACCAGCUGCAGCACCAGUACGCCCAUCAACUCGCGGCACUCGAGGCGCACACCGGCAACACUAGCCGCAUCGAAGCGUUGGUGGAGAGCAUGCAGGAGCAAAUGGAGGCCACCAAGGCGAUGAACGAAAGGCUCAUGACGGAGCGUCUCGCCACUUUGCAGCAGAAAGAGCGUCAGCUAGAGGACCAGCGCGCCGUCUUGGAUGCCAUGACAGCCGACUCCAAAACUACCCAAGAAACCUUAGCGUCGGAGCGGGCACGAGUGGCUGGGCUGUACGCCAAGUUUGAGCUCGCCUUGGCGGCCUUCAGCAAGAACAGCGAGGAGGACCGCCGCACACUCCGCGAAGCACAGGCGCACUACGAUACACUCCGCCAGCAGGCCGAGAAGGACCGCCGACUCAUGCUGAACGAAGUCGCGCAAGAGCGAAAGAUGCUCGAGCAGCAGUUCGAGGAGUUUCUCGCCAAGAAGAUGGAAGCCAUGGCUGAGCUUCAGGCGGAGCGCGUCGCCAUCGCGCGUGAGCGGUCAGAGGCGUCGAUGGUGCGCGAGCGGCAGAACCGCGACGAGACAGAUUUGCUGAAAGCGCUGCACUCACGCGAGGAGGAGUACAAGAGAAAGUUGGAGUCCAUCGAAUCCGAUCGGGAGGCGGCGCUUCACAUGAAGGAAGAGCACAAUCGGCUCCACUCCGCUGCCGUUGCUGAGCGUCAAGCACUUCAGCAGGAGCGGGAGAAAUUCGAGCUAGAAAAGCGGGAGCUGCUGGGUCGUUUUGAGACGAUCCGCAAACGAGCGGAAGACGCCGCCGCUUCUCAGGAGCGGCUUCAAACACGCUUCUUGGGUGAGCGCGCCGAAGGCUACGACGAUGCACUGGUGGCCGGUGCAUUAAGGGGAGAACCGCUGGUGUGCAGCGCAGCUUCGCGCCUCCAAAUGGAUCUGGCCCGGCAGCGUGCCGUCCUGCAGAACAUCAGUUAG
This is a messenger RNA of Leptomonas pyrrhocoris, 2675 nucleotides long. RefSeq lists its product as hypothetical. The transcript has a single exon. The coding region runs from base 261 to 2675 and encodes 804 amino acids. The record is from RefSeq and is a predicted model, not a curated record. Lineage: Eukaryota; Euglenozoa; Kinetoplastea; Trypanosomatida; Trypanosomatidae.